Messenger RNA from Papilio xuthus (Asian swallowtail), 3635 nucleotides. RefSeq names its product p21 (RAC1) activated kinase 3 (gene Pak3). Bases 177 to 1661 code for a protein of 494 amino acids. The record is from RefSeq and is a predicted model, not a curated record. The transcript has 2 exons. Gene Ontology annotation, molecular function: protein kinase activity; ATP binding. Gene Ontology annotation, biological process: protein phosphorylation. NCBI's taxonomy places the organism in Eukaryota, Metazoa, Arthropoda, Insecta, Lepidoptera, Papilionidae.
AAAGUCUGUCUUCUGCCUACAAAAGUCUGUCCGUCCGCGAUUAGCCACUCCUAUCUCGACGAUACUUAAUUAGAUUUAAUUUCAAUAAUCUGGUGCGUGAAAUGUAGUGUUUCGUUUACAAAAUUUGUGUAUUGCGAUGGCUUAGUUGUUUACAAAGUGUUUAAAAAGAUAUCACAAUGUCUGGCAGAGGUGUGUUGAGGAAGCUGUUUUAUAAAAAGCAGCAUAAUAAGGAUGAGAGGGCGACUGAGAUCGGAAUGCCUACCAACGUGAAGCAACAUAUCCAUGUAAGUAAAAAUUCGGAAACUGGGAUGUUGGAAGGUCUGCCGUCAUCAUGGUUGAGACUUAUAAAUACGCAAAUCACACCCGCGGAACAAAACGAAAACCCGGACGCGGCCAUUCAGGCUGUGAAGUUUCAUAUGUAUACAAUAAAGAAAGAAAAGGCCCAGGAUGAACCAUUCAAACCAUUUGUGACUGAAGAAGCUAUCACUGAAGAGGAUUUGGAGAUAGAGAAAUUAUUAGAUAAGAAAAAUGCCCACCAAAGUCAAGACUCUGAUCUAUCUAUCGGUCAAAGUAGUGAAGAGGAUGUUGCACCAAAUGACAAUUUCUCCCAAAGACAAACUAUGCCCGCGGCACCUACCAAACAUGGGAUGAAAAAGAAAGAUGCAAUGAUGGACCUUACAGCGGUGGUUCAAGAUUUAACUUUAAUAGGAGAUGAGUCAGAAGAGAGCCCAAUUCUACGGAAGAAGGAGAUGAUGAAUGCAGCGCUGACUGAUGAAGAAGUGUAUGAGGAAUUGAAAAGAAUUUGUAAUAAGGAUGAUCCUUAUGUAAGGUUUGAGAGGAUCAAACAACUUGGUGCUGGAGCUUCAGGUGUUGUGUUCAUCGCUAUAGACAGCAAGGAUAACUCAAGAGUUGCCAUUAAAGAUAUUGAUUUGACAAAACAAUCCAAAAAAGAUCUCAUACUGAACGAAAUCAAUGUAUUAAAAGGAUUUCACCACAAGAAUUUAGUGAACUUCCUUGAUGCAUUCCUAAGUUACGAUCAUCUUUGGGUUGCUAUGGAGUUACUAGAUGGCGGCUCGUUAACUGAUGUUGUAACCGAAGUGGUCAUGAAGGAAGGACAAAUUGCAGCAGUUUGCCGUGAAACUCUUCAAGCGAUUGCUUUCCUACAUUCAAAGGGAACUAUCCAUAGAGAUAUUAAAUCUGACAAUGUGCUACUAGGCAUGGAUGGCACGGUUAAAGUGACUGAUUUUGGAUUCUGUGCCAAUAUUGUUGGUGAUGAAAAGAGACAGACUAUGGUUGGUACACCAUAUUGGAUGGCACCGGAAGUUGUGACUAGAAAACAGUAUGGUAAAAAGGUGGAUGUUUGGUCACUAGGUAUAAUGGCUAUAGAAAUGAUUGAAGGAGAACCACCAUAUAUGAAAGAGACGCCACUACGUGCUUUAUAUUUGAUAGCUGCUGUUGGUCGACCGAAGAUUCCAAGAUGGGAAUCUUUGUCGCCUAAUUUCCAAGACUUCUUGGAUAAGUGCUUGCAAGUAGAUGUGGAUUUGAGAGCUACUGCAGACGAAUUACUCGCUCAUCCGUUCCUCGAAUGCGCUAUGGAAUUAAAGACUCUAACUCCGUUGAUUAAAGCGGCACAGAAAAUUCUACACAAGAGUUAUGAAUGAAGAUCCCUUGAAUGGUAGUUACAUUUUAUAUUUUAUUACAACAUUUUGUAGUUUCGCAGUUGUUUAUGUUAGAUUUGUGAGCUUAGAUGAUUAGGUUAAUCAGACAAUGACAAUAUAAACUUAUUUAGAUUGUCGGAUGCUUGAGAACAAAUGUCUGUCCAUAUAAAAAUUAAGUGCCAAUGAAAGGCUUGUAUUUUUAUCGUUAUUUCUGGUCAUUUGUACCAAAAGACUGCAUCAUUUGUAAACGAGCGGAAAGAAAUUUUUGAUAACGUUUACUCGUUUUAUUAUCGUUGUGCCGUAAUAUUAGGACACGUCAUUGUGUAAAUAUUUUCACAACGAAAUUACAUACAUCCGUCUUAGAGGGCAAGGUCGAGAUUACUUUCAAAAGUAUCCCAAUGUACAUGAACAUGUGCAUACAAGUACCGAAAAGAUUAGUGCGAAUUUUUACUUGUUUAGUUUACUAAAAACUCGCACUAUGAACUCUUUGUUUAAGGAAAUUAUGGGUUAUGAUGACCAAGUUAAAGGUUGUUAAACCGAUAAGGGAUUAUGACAAUUUAGUAAUAAAAAUAUAAGGAAACUACAUGCACAUUCAUUAUCAAUUUGUGAUAACAUUUGUGCUAUUUAAAAAAGAAAUCGUGAAACAAAUGCAAAAAGGAAUUGAACUUUAUUUAAUUGAUUAUUUAGUUAAAAAUAUACUCUCGCGUUAUUUUUACAUCUGACUAUAAUUCCCAUGGGUCAGGAUAUCGUUUUUAGCAGACUUCAAAAAUAAGGUUAUCAAUUCUUCUAUUUUCUUGACACGCUGUAGCUCGAGAUCAAUAUGACUGAAGUCAUUCCAAUAUAUUUUGCCAUCCAUAUCCAUAUUAUAUUCAAAUCCUUAUUUUGUUCCCAAGAAGAUAAUUUUAAUAAAAAAGAGAUAUUUAUGAAUCAAACACCAUAGAGCGAAAAAUCUUUUUUAUAGCGUUUGUUCUACAAUCUACAUCAUUCAAUGUCAGUCCAGCAUCCGAUUCACAGACUCAUUAUAAUGGUGUGACUUAUUAUUUCAUUGUAUAUGAAAGGCAAAACUUCGUAGUUUGAUCAUUCGAGUACCCAUAGCUGUUAAGCUCAGUCACAAUAAGGACCCCAUAAGAUUAUAAAAGCGCGAGAGAAAACUUCACUAGUCUAACGCGUUGUCACAUAACAUCGGAACGCGCUCUACGAUUAUGUUUUAUCAUAUAAAAGAUAUGCUAUCAUCUCCUGAUAUUGAUAUUCAUACAUCACAAUGUACAGUAGGCGACAUUUAAGUUGGCACUACGAGAAGAGUGAGACUUCGGCGAAGAUCGGCUGUGUUCGGUUUUGAAUGUUGUCUCUGUCACAUGUAGAGCGUUAUCUCUGUCGCACAUUGCAUAUGUUAUUGACGUUACAUUACGUAAUUGCCAUAGACAAGGACGACAGUUUUUAAAACCAAAAUCUUGGUCCUGCCUUGUGCCGACUUAAAUGGCGCGUAUAUAACGCUGUCCAUGGCGUUAUUGAAAUAAGAUGAAAUUGUGUCAUGUACAAUUGAAUGCCAUAAUUAUUUUAUAGAUAUUGAAUUUAUUCUAAAUUAGUCAUAGGUCGCUUGUUAUUUGUGCUCUUGAUUAGUUACUUAAGACUUCUAUUUUAUAAUCGUCCAAAUUUACGAUAAAUUAGUUUUUGAAAAGGUUAUUUCCAUGAAAUACAGAAAAUUGUAAAAAUAUUUGAACUUGUAGCGACUCCUCUCCUGUCAUUUAAAAACAAUAGAGAAAUAAUAAACUCUGAGAGCAUCAUUUUUUUUAAUUAAUUAUCAGCAUAUUAAAAAUAUACAUGUAAAGGUUCUAUAAUUACAAUUUAUAAUUACAACGUAUUUAAGUCGACUGUGAAUUUAAUAUUUCAAAGGUUUCCACGUAUUUUUUGAAGGACUUUUAAGACAAUAGAAUCAUGGGUUUGGAUUAAAGAUUACGCUGUUAUCUGUAGUUCCGG